Molecule: messenger RNA, 1035 nt
Organism: Heterocephalus glaber (naked mole-rat)
Lineage: Eukaryota; Metazoa; Chordata; Mammalia; Rodentia; Bathyergidae
Source: RefSeq, a predicted model, not a curated record
AUGGCGAAAUCUGCGAGAACUUUUCUUUGCCGACCACGGGAUCCCGCAAAAGAAGGCUGGGGAGGAGCCGCUGCCAGCCCUAGGGGAGGCCGGGCUCCCCCCGCAGGCCUGGCGUCGGCGGAGGCCCAGCGCAGCUUCGCCUCCAUCCCGGAAACGGACACGGGGCCCGGCCAGGCCUUCAGUGUCGCAGGCCUGAAAUGUUCGCAACAGCGGGGCCCCUUCGCGGAGGCCCUGGAGAGACAGAGCGGUCCCUGCGCGAGGAAAGGAAACCGAGGCGCCGGCCGGGUGCGGUCCGCGUGGCCCGGUGGCGGUGAGCACCGCUCUGGGCGGCCUGCUGCCGUGCGCGCUGUUUCGCUUCCUUCACGGACGGAGGGAGGGAGGGCCUGCGGGGGAACAGGAGAGAGAAUUCGCUGCUUGUCAGACGGAGGCUACAGCCGGAAGAAAGGACUGGUUUUCAGAGACAGAUCUGUGCGCCGCCCCCCCCCCCCCAACGGGGGACUGAAUCCAAGGCCUUCGCCCGAGCUACAUCCCCGGGCUUUUUAUUUUGAGACAAUCUUCUGGUCCCUAAGCUGCCCUUGGGGCACUGGAAUUUAUUUGCCGCCCUCCUGCCUCAGCCUCCCACAGGGCCGGGACUGCCCGGGGUCACCAGGCCAGGCUUCAGGCUUCUUUCGGGUGCCUUGGGUUGACUAUGGAGCUGCGAUCCAUGAACUCUGCUUGGUUUUUGAUUCGAAGAAACAACUCCUAAGAACACUGGAGGCAAUAAGGGAAAGGUGAAAGAGGCCAAGUGUUCAGGGAGGCGGAGGCACUGCUGUGAACGUGAAAAGCCUGAGGAAAGUUGUUCUUCACCCAGAAUCAGUGGGAGGAGCUCCCUGAUCAUCAGGCCACAAGGAAGCCUGUGAGGCCUUGGCAGCAACUCCCGGAUUUUGAAAGGAUGGCAGAGGAUGGCAACAUGGCCAAGCAUCUGAGAGGAAGGGGCAGUACAGUGUAGAAUAACCGGCCUACCUGCAAGGAACUGCUUUUCCUGCCUCCUGGGAU